AUGGCGUUCUCCCUCUUAAGUCCCACAACAACCAGCAGCCCUCCCACUCAACAAUCAUGUGUCAUCCUGCAGACCCAGCCACCAUCACCACCCCGCUUCGACCAGAUCGACCGAUGGAAAGAUAUCGAUCAGUAUCGAAUACGAACUGUUCGUCAGGGUCCAGAAGAACGGCCAAUCCGAGUCGAAGAUGAUGCGGAUGUCGUCAGGGAUUCAAACAGCGCCCUCAGGAAGCGGGCCCGAACACCCAACUAUCCUCCUCCACCGACACCAAGACCCCGCCGCUCAAAAUAG
Messenger RNA from Puccinia triticina, 291 nucleotides. RefSeq lists its product as uncharacterized. NCBI's taxonomy places the organism in Eukaryota, Fungi, Basidiomycota, Pucciniomycetes, Pucciniales, Pucciniaceae. The coding region runs from base 1 to 291 and encodes 96 amino acids. The record is from RefSeq and is a predicted model, not a curated record. The transcript is spliced from 2 exons.